AUGGCGUCAAAAGAAAUCCCCCUUGCGAUUCGGAAAAUCCUGGAGCAUUCGAAGGCUGAAUACAAACAGCUGGGCAAAAGCGGACUUCGCGUAUCUGUGCCCAUCUUCGGAUGUAUGGGCAUUGGCUCGUCCAAGUGGCUACCAUGGGUACUUGACGAAGACCAGGUACUUCCACUUCUGAGAGCGGCGUUCGACCGUGGUAUCAAUACUUGGGAUACCGCCAACGUCUAUUCAAAUGGAAUGUCUGAAGAGGUGGUCGGGAAAGCCAUCCAGAAAUACAAGAUUCCUCGGGAUAAAUUGGUCCUCAUGACCAAAUGCCAUGGAAUGGUGGACGAUGAGCCGGAGACCCAGCCAACGCAGUAUCAUCACCAACUCGCACAGAGUAAGGAUUUCGUCAAUCAUUUUGGCUUGUCUCGGUCAGCAAUAUUCAACGCAGUACAGGCAUCUCUGGAUCGACUGAAGACCAACUACAUUGAUCUCUUCCAGAUUCACCGAUUUGACGACAAUGUGCCUAUCGAGGAGACAAUGGAAACGUUGCAUGAUCUCGUCAAGGCGGGAAAAGUCCGCUAUAUUGGUGCAAGUUCAAUGUGGGCCUACCAGUUCGCCAUGUUACAAGCCUGUGCCGAGAGAAAUGGUUGGACCAAGUUCAUCUCUAUGCAGAACCAUUAUAGUCUGCUGUAUCGAGAGGAGGAACGAGAGAUGAAUAAAUACUGUAACCUCACGGGUGUUGGGCUGAUUCCGUGGUCACCGCUUUAUCGUGGUCACCUGGCGCGCCCUCCCUCUGCCAUGGGAACAACCACUAGGUCCGCUGGGGAAAAGGAACAUGGCGACUGGUUCUCGGACGGCCUAACACUAGCCGACGAGGCUAUCAUCAAUCGGGUCCAGGAGGUCGCGGAGAAACAUGAGUGGAAAAUGAGCUCUGUGAGCCUCGCCUGGAUCAAGAAGCGAGUGACCAGCCCUAUUAUAGGUUUCAGCUCUGAAGCGCGAAUGGAUGAGGCACUAGAUGCGAAGGGCAAGACGCUCACCGAGGAAGAGGAGAGCUACCUGCAGGAGCCGUACGAAUCAAGACCCAUUCAGGGCCACUGGUAG
This is a messenger RNA of Cladophialophora psammophila CBS 110553, 1089 nucleotides long. RefSeq names its product alcohol dehydrogenase. Bases 1 to 1089 code for a protein of 362 amino acids. NCBI's taxonomy places the organism in Eukaryota, Fungi, Ascomycota, Eurotiomycetes, Chaetothyriales, Herpotrichiellaceae. The record is from RefSeq and is a predicted model, not a curated record. The transcript is spliced from 4 exons.